Molecule: messenger RNA, 2772 nt
Organism: Cryptomeria japonica (Japanese cedar)
Lineage: Eukaryota; Viridiplantae; Streptophyta; Pinopsida; Cupressales; Cupressaceae
Product: pentatricopeptide repeat-containing protein At3g12770
Exons: 10
Coding region: 1-2772 (923 amino acids)
Biological process (GO): RNA modification
Molecular function (GO): RNA binding; protein binding
Source: RefSeq, a predicted model, not a curated record
AUGGACAAUGUUCUUGUGGAGAUUAUUGGUAAUCCAAACAGAAACAAGUUAAGGAUACAGGGGUACACUAUAACCAUCAAGCUGGAGGAUAUUAAAGAAUGGCAAUUACAGGAGGAGAGGGAUACCCGAAGAAAAUUAAAGAUGCUUAACGAGAAGGAAAUGUCUGUCAUAUGGUGUAAGUUAUAUGUACCAAAAUGCACUUACAAAUUUAUAUUGUCAAGGCAGGAAGAGAGGGCUUCGGAGGCUUUAAGGGCAGCCACUGUUUGCAUGGAUUACACUCUCUUGAGCAUAGCUAUUGCACUAUAUGAAGAGGAUGCUACUGUAUACAGAACUUCCAAUAAAAUGUCAGGCUAUAGCUUCUUAUGGCAAUACUUUGCUACAGAAAUGGCGCAAAGCUUCAAUUCCAGAAAUGAUGAUACUCAUACAAUGUCCUCAAUUUCUCAUCUUAAUCGAAAUCUCAGAGCCUACUGUAGAGAUGGUUGCUUAAAGGAAGCACUACACAUUCUGUUUACACAACCAAACCUUCCUGUAGAUUGUUCUACAUAUAUUAACUUAUUACGGCUCUGCAUUGCCAAGAAUGCGCUUCCAGAGGGUAGGCAAAUCCAUUCUCACAUCAAUGGCAGAGGAUUUGAAUUUGCUACUCACGCAGUCUUACAAAACACUCUUAUCAACAUGUAUGACAAGUGCGGAAGUUUGGUGGAUGCUCGCGGUGUUUUCGAUCACAUGACCGAACAAAAUGUUUACUCGUGGAAUAUGAUAAUUGCAGCUUACAGAAGGCAUGGUUUUCCUCAACAGGCAUUGGCGUUGUUUCGCCAAAUGCAACGGACGGUUGUCAAACCUGAUCAGUUUACUUUCUCGGGAAUUCUUCCUGUAUGUGUUGACCCCACAUCUUUUACACAUGUUUCAUGGAAUGCCAUGAUUACCGGAUAUGCACAAAGUGGUGAUGUUGACGAGGCUUUAAAACUUUUCGAAGAAAUUCCUCAAGUAAAUGUUGUGUCAUGGAACGCCAUGAUUGUAGGAUGUGCACAGAAUGGGCUAAUUGAUAAAGCAUUGGAGCUUUUUAACCAAAUGCAAUCAACUGGUGUAAAGCCAAACUCAGCAACCUUCGCCAGCAUCCUCCCAGCCUGUGCCAAAAUGGGAGCUUUGGAACAGGGUAUGGCUCUACAUGAAACAGUGAUGAAAAGUGAAUUUUUGUCAGACAUUGUAGUUGUGACUGCUCUAAUUGACAUGUACGCGAAAUGUGGGAGUAUCCAUAAGGCACGGGAAAUGUUUGACAAAAUGCCUCAGCAAGAUUUUGCCUCGUGGAAUGCAAUGAUUGUAGGAUAUGCACAAAAUGGGCUGGUUGAUAAUGCUUUCGAAAUUUUUAAGCAAAUGCAAUUGGCAGGUGUAAGGCCAGACUCGUCAGCCUUUGCUGGUAUCCUUCCAGCUUGUGCCAAACUUGGAUCUUUGAAUCAGGGCAUGGAAAUCCAUAGAAAAAUAAUUGAAAGUGGAUGUAUAUCUGAUGUGAUUAUGACUGCACUUAUAGACAUGUAUGCAAAAUGUGGGAGUAUAAGUAAGGCACGUUAUUUGUUUGACAGAAGAACACAUCCACGAGAUGUAGCCUCAUUAAAUGCAAUGAUAGUAGGAUAUGUACAAAAUGGGCUUGCCAGUAAAGCCCUGGAAAUUCUCAAGGAUAUGCACUUGGCAGGUCUUAAACCAGACUCUUUAACCUUCGCUAGCAUCCUCCCUGCUUGUGCCAAGCUUGAAGCACUGCAACAGGGCAUGGAAAUCCAUCAAAAUAUAAUUAAAAAUAAAUUGUUGUCUGAUCCUGUAGUUACAACUGCCCUAAUAGAUAUGUAUGCAAAAUGUGGAAACAUGUGGAAGGCACAGACAUUGUUCGAAAAAAUGCCUCAACGAGAUGCAGUCUCAUGGAAUGCAAUGAUUGGUAUGGAAAUUCAUCAAAAAGCAAUUGAAAGUGGGGUUUCCUCUAAUGUGGUUGUGACUGCCUUGAUAGACAUGUACGCAAAAUGUGGGAGUAUACAUAAGGCGCGUGGACUGUUUGAUCAAAUUCGUCAUCCAGGGGUAGUUUCAUGGAAUGCGAUGAUUGCAGGAUAUGCAAUGCAUGGCUAUAGCAAGGAUGCCCUCAAACUUUUUGAUCUAAUGAAGCACUCUGGAACCAGUCCAGACCAUAUAAGCUUCAUUUGUGUCUUGCUUGCUUGCAGCCAUGCAGGUCUAGUGAUUGAGGGCUGUAAAUACUUCAAUUACGUGGGCAACUCUAAUUUCAUCUCGCUUAAGAUGGAUCAUUAUGCAUGCAUAGUUGAUCUUCUUGGCCGCGCUGGAUAUCUUGAGGAAGCGCUAAACUUUGUCAUCAAAAUGCCAAUGAAACCUGUUGUGAUUGUGUGGGGGAGUUUGCUUGGUGCUUGUAGGUCACAUAAGAAUACAGGGCUAGGGGAAUUCGUGGCAAAACUCCUUUUUGAAUUUGAUCCUAAAAAUGCAGCACCUUAUGUUCUUUUGUCGAACAUUUAUGCAGAAAUGGGCAGGUGGGGUGACAUUCAGGAGGUAAUGCUAAGUGAGGCAAGUUGCCAGGGGAGAUUGACGGAAAUAAUUGCCAAAUUGACGGGAAGCAUUGCCAAGUACGGAAUGUUACACAUUAGUACGGACAAAGACCUACUAGUACGGACAGAGACAUAUUUGUACGGCAUUUUAGUACGUGGUAAUUCUGUGCAGACCCGUACGGACAAAGGCGUAGCCAAUGCUGACUCGUACAGUGGUUAUGGUAGUUGCCAAUGCUGA